Messenger RNA from Solanum verrucosum, 426 nucleotides. RefSeq names its product thiosulfate sulfurtransferase 18-like. The record is from RefSeq and is a predicted model, not a curated record. Bases 1 to 426 code for a protein of 141 amino acids. The transcript is spliced from 5 exons. NCBI's taxonomy places the organism in Eukaryota, Viridiplantae, Streptophyta, Magnoliopsida, Solanales, Solanaceae. Gene Ontology annotation, molecular function: catalytic activity.
AUGGGUAAUGGUAAUAUUUCUCUUCUUUUUGUUGUUCUGCUUCUUCUGUUUUGUAGCUCAGGAGCAGAGGUUGUUACUGUAGAUGUUCAUGCAGCUCGUCAACUCAUCCAAUCUGGACACCGUUAUCUUGAUGUUAGGACAGAAGAAGAAUUUAAGAAAGGGCAUGUAGACAACUCUUUGAAUAUUCCCUAUAUGUUUAAUACUCCCCGAGGUAGGGUGAAGAAUCCAAAAUUUAUAGAACAGGUAUCUUCAGCAUGCGACAAGGAAGAAAAGCUACUUGUGGGAUGUCAGAGCGGUGUGAGGUCCCUGUAUGCUACUACUGAUCUUCUUAAUGCUGAAUUCAAGCAUGUCAGCAACAUGGGAGGUGGGUAUCUGGCUUGGGUGGAGAAUGGAUUUGCUGUAAACAAACCACAAGAUGAGCUUUGA